AUGGAUGAUCCACUAACACUCAGAGAUGGAGAUUAUUCUCCAGGAUUCAGAUCAGUUCAUCAAAAUAGAUCAGACUCACUUGAGAUCAGCUGUGUGUCUGUGAAGAGUGAAUGGUCUAUGGGAAAACCACCAGAAUUUAAGGCUCGAGACACAUCACCUGAUCAGAGAUCAGUUCACCAGAAGAGAUCAGACUCGCCUGAGAUCAGCUGUGGGUCUAUGAAGAGUGAUUGGUCUAUGGAAAAACCACCAGAAUUUAAGGCUCGAGACACAUCACCUGAUCAGAGGUACAACAUCCUCAACACAUUCAGGUCAAAGUUGAAAAAGAAGUUUGAGAGGUUGUGUGGAGGAACAUCAGAUGAGAGAAACCCAACACUGCUGAAUGAGAUCUACACAGAGCUCUACAUCACAGAGAGUGAAAGUGGAGAGAUCAGUAAUCAACAUGAAGUGAGACAGAUUGAGACACAAUCCAGGAGAACAGCAACAGAGGACACACCAAUCAAAUGCAAUGACAUCUUUAAAGCUUUACCUGCACAAGACAAACCCAUCAGAAGUGUGCUGACAAAGGGAGUCGCUGGCAUUGGAAAAACAGUCUCUGUGCAGAAGUUCAUUCUGGACUGGGCUGAAGGGAAAGAGAAUCAGGACGUCCACCUCAUAUUUCCAUUUCCUUUCAGAGAGAUCAAUCUGAUGAAGAAUCAAACACUCAGUCUUUUAGAUCUUCUUAAUCUUUUCUUCCCAGAGACAAAAGAAAUGGAAAUCUCCAGUGGUGAAUAUAAACUGUUGUUCAUCUUUGAUGGUUUGGAUGAGUGUCGUGUUUCUCUGGAUUUUCACAGCAGUGUGAGGUUGUGUGAUGUCAGUGAAUCAGCCUCAGUGGACGUGAUGCUGACAAACCUCAUGAAGGGGAAUCUGCUUCCCUCUGCUCUCAUCUGGAUCACCUCCAGACCAGCAGCAGCUGAUCUCAUCCCCUCUAAAUGUGUUGAUCGAGUCACAGAGGUACGAGGCUUCUCGGACAACCAGAAGGAGGAAUACUUCCGCAAGAGAAUCAGUGAUGAGAGUCUGGCCAACCGAAUCAUCUCACACCUGAAGUCAUCCAGGAGCCUCCACAUAAUGUGUCACAUCCCAGUUUUCAGCUGGAUUUCAGCCACUGUUCUAGAGAGAAUGUUCAGUGAAGCAGAGAGUGAAGGAGAGAUCCCAAAGACUCUCACUCAAAUGUACACACACUUCCUGAUCAUUCAGACAAACAUCAAACAUCAGAAGGACUAUGAGAAUAAACAGAAGAAUGAUAAAGAAAUCAUCUUGAAACUGGCCAAACUGGCUUUUGAGCAGCUUGUGAAAGGUAAUGUGAUCUUCUAUGAUGAGGACCUGAGAGAGUGUGGCAUUGAUGUAGCAGACGCAUCAGUGUACUCAGGAUUGUGCACUCAGAUCUUCAGAGAGGAGUUUGGCUUAUAUCAGGGGAAAGUUUACUGCUUUGCACAUAUGAGCAUUCAGGAACAUCUAGCAGCUCUUUAUGCUCACACCACCUUUAUAAACAACAACACAAAUGUGUUCAAAACAAUGAACAAAGUAACUAAUAUUAAGAAGUUCAAAUCAAUAUUGUGUCAUAGAGCUAAAGAUAAUCUUUCAAUAUCUGACCUGCAUCAGAGAGCUGUAAAUGAGUCUCUUCGGAGUAAAAAUGGACAUCUGGAUCUUUUUCUUCGUUUUCUUCUGGGUUUGUCGGUGGAGUCUAAUCAGAAUCUUCUACAGGGUUUGAUGCCACAGACAGUAAGAAGUUCUCACAGCAAUGAGAAAACAGUCGAGUAUUUCAAGAAGAAGAUCAGGAGCAAUUGCUCUCCAGAGAAAUCCAUAAAUCUGUUUCACUGUCUGAAUGAACUGGGUGAUAAUUCACUAGUGGAGGAAAUCCAACAUCAUCUGAAAUCUGGAACAUUAAAUCAAUCCAAACUCUCUUCAUCUCAGUGGUCGGCGGUAGCUUUUGUGUUGUUGACAUCAGAACACGAGCUGAAAGAGUUUAAUAUCACUGAUUUUGUUAGAGGAGAAAACAAUCAUGAAAAACUGAAAGUUAUUAAGAAUAUGCUGCCUGUGAUUUGUGAAUCCAGAUCAGUUCAGUUGAGUCGGUGUAAUAUCACAGAUGAAGGUUGUAUUGCUCUGACUUCAGCUCUGAGAUCAAACCCCUCACACCUGAGACAUCUGAAUCUGUAUGAAAAUAAUUUAGGAGCUUCAGGAGUGAAGCUGAUCUCUACUGUACUGGAGAAUCCUCAAUGUAAACUGGAUACACUGGAGUUGAUCUGGUGUAAUAUCACAGAUGAAUGUUGUAUUGCUCUGACUUCAGCUCUGAGGUCAAACCCCUCACACCUGAGAAAUCUGAAUCUGACUUAUAGUAAUGUAGGAGAUUCAGGAAUGAAGCUGAUCUCUACUGUACUGGAGAAUCCUCAAUGUAAACUGGAGACACUGGAGUUGAGAUGGUGUAAUAUAACAGAUGAAGGUUGUUUUGCUCUGACUUCAGCUCUGAGGUCAAACCCCUCACACCUGAGACAUCUGAAUCUGUCUCAUAAUAAUGUAGGAGAUUCAGGAUUGAAGCUUCUCUUUGAGCUGAGAGAUGAUCCACAUUAUAAACUAGAGACAGUGGGGACUCACAGGUUACAGUAA
Triplophysa dalaica is the source of this 2640-nucleotide messenger RNA. RefSeq names its product NACHT, LRR and PYD domains-containing protein 3-like. Gene Ontology annotation, molecular function: protein binding. The coding region runs from base 1 to 2640 and encodes 879 amino acids. The transcript has 8 exons. Lineage: Eukaryota; Metazoa; Chordata; Actinopteri; Cypriniformes; Nemacheilidae. The record is from RefSeq and is a predicted model, not a curated record.